AGAGGCGGAGUGUCAUUUGUUCGCACGACGAAUGUUGUUUUUCGAUGUCGAAAUAAUUUUGUACAUUCUGAUAGGAACGCAGAGAAAAAAGGAGAGACGAGCGAAGAGAGGAAGAGUAAAAAAAAAAAAAACAACGCACACACAAUAUCGAGGAGGAUGAGCGACAAAACUGCGUCGCACACAAAUAAAAUGCAAAAGGCGAAACGUCAACCGAUUUAUUUGGCUGUGUGUAUUGUUGUAUUAUGACUUUUUGUAUUUGGAUAGAGCACACUUUCUCCCAUUUAAAGCGUGUAUACAUUCAAAGGCCUCGUGUUCUCGCAUGUGUGACUCUGUUGUGUUGUGUUUUUUUUUCUCAUUCAUAUUGUUGCUGUUUCUCGCACUUCACAUUCCAAUGUAAUAAUGUUAAUAAUGUUUGAUUCGGUUUUAUAAGCUUGUUUUCAUUUUGAUUUUCGAUGGUGUGCAAAGUGUCAAAAUCAUAAAUAUCGGAAACGAGCUGUUGAACAGAGCAUUGUAUUUUUCGCUUCGCACACUUUGGUUUUUUUUUCGUCGUCUUCUUCUGGCUGUGCGAAUUCUAAACAAUCAAAGCACGUUCGUCGGUUUAUCAGCCGAUUUUUCGGUCAUCACAGAGUCAAAGUCAAUACACGAUUGGUGUGCUGUGUUUUUUUUUCUCGUUGGUUCGUAAUUUCGGUUUGCCCGGUUCGUUUUGGUAUAUAUUUUUUUUUUCUUCUUCGCAUCGAUCAUCAUUUGGUACAUGAAUAUCAUCAUAGAAAAAUAUUUAUACACACUCACACCGAUUUUUUGCGAUUAAAUUUAAUCGCUGCAUUUCACGUGUUCGCAUUAAUUUGAAUAAAUUGAAAUCGAGACCACUCAACAUUUUACAUAUUAUUUGCGAUCCCUUGGUGUAUUGAAUCAGUAUGGAGUUACUAUUGCAAGCGAUUGAAGAGAAACUAUCACAUGUCGACAGUGAACGCAAUAAAUGGCUACAGUAUAAAGAGGAACAUGUUCAAGCGGGUAAUAAUUUACGUGAAUUUCAAAAAUCAUUUCGCAAAGAUAUCCUUGUUCCGAUCGGUUCGAAGGCAUUGAUGCCCGGCCAGUUGUACCACACAAACGAAAUAUUCGUGGGCAUGUAUCGCGGAUUAUUUGUCAAGUGUUCGGCCGAUAAAGCGCUCGCUGUGUGCGAACAUCGAUUGGGCGAAGCAAACAAACGGCUUGACGCUCUGGAUGUCGAACACAAAAUGUAUAAAGAUCGAUUGGAGUUACCGGUGGACGGGCAUAUGUUUGGUGAUUCAAAUCAGGCUCAGGAAAUUAUCGAAGAAUACAACCAAGAAGAGGAAAUGAGAUGGCGUGAACAGCACCGAAUCCGAAUGCGAGAGUACAAACAAGCUGAAGCCGUAGAACGAAGAAGUCAACAGUCAACGGAGGAUGAUAUUGAUGUGAAUGCGAUUUUUGAGCAGGCUGAAUUGAUGGAAGAACUGGAAAAUGAAUUGGAGCAAUUGGAUGUGAACGAUGAUGAGCAUUUAAGAGAACACUUGCAAAUGAUAAGUGAAUCAACGGAACGGUUCGAAUCGUUUGAAAAUGAACGAGAAGUGAACGAUUCACGGCAAACCAUCGAAGAUAUAGAUAGUAAUGGCGAAGAUGAAAUGGGCUCGACCGAAUUUUUAUCGUUAAGCAAACAGGCCAUCGGUUUGAGUACCGAAGAUAAGAUCAAAUUUUUCGAAAUCCAUCUGCUGAAGUGUCGAGACUACUUUUCGAAAACCAAUUGCACCAUUCACAAUUUCGAUGAAUUUGCCGACAAACGUGGAACCGAAGAGAAUUUGGAAAAUGCCAUCGAAGAGUUGCAAGAAACUCUCAACAACAAUACCACCAAAACCACCGAACACAAACCGUCGGCAACAAUUGCCGAGCAAUCGAACAUGCAUCCGAACAGCACAUGCAAGGACAAAUGUAAUACAGUCCAUGAUUCCGUUGAACCCCGAAAAUUCCAUACGCCCAGCGAUUUUGAUGAAGUGGAACGGGAGUACAGUGCUCAAAAUAAAAGCAAAAGUGAACUGUUAAUUUUCUACAAAAGUCAAUUGCGUAAUGUUAUGAAGUCGAUUGCUGGAUGCUCACUCGAUAUACAUUCACGAGAUGAAAAACGAGAUUUAUAUGAUUUUUUAAGUGAUCGUAUUACUAGUCUGCGUGUAGAAAUUCAGAAGGAAAAGCAAAUUAAAUUGGAAGAGGAUUUUGUCGAUGACGACGAUGUCAUUGGAAAAAUUGUAAAGAAUUUGGAUCGCAUCUUCGAUCCGAACGGCAGCGAUUUCGAUUUGGACGAUUACAAAGAGGACGAACCGGCGGCGGGCAAACGCAAAAUUAGCUUCGCUUUACAACCCGUUACCGUCACUUUCUACGAGGAUGAUGAACCAUGCGUUGUAUCACAAGAAAAUAUGAACAAUUUGAUGGAUUCCACAUUUCAAUUCUUCAACAGCCCAAGCAGCUCGAGCGCCAGCAGCGCUUGUGGCGAUGAUGAAGACAAUAUAAACCAUGGGACAGAACAUCAGCCCAUGAAUAGUACAAAUGACUGUGAUAUACACUUUCCAAUGAACCAAUUCAACGAAAGUACAAUGAAUAAAGUCGAAGACUGCACAAGCGUUACAAACAAUGGGCCGCCAAGUCAAAGGAAACCAUCAACAUUGGUGUUGAAAUUCAGCCAUUCAUCGAACCCAUGCACAGCAACGGUUAGCAAUGAUGAUGACACAAUCAACAGUCCGCUUGAUAUUUACAAACAGUUUGCUGCCAGUAUCGAGACAUCUACGCGAGAAAUUAUGUCGCCACCGCUUCGGUUUAAUGCUGUAUCUCAAUUGAAUAUGUCACAAAUUCAUGAUAAACUCAAUGAAAAUAUCGAAACCAGAAACGGGCCAAGUGUUGGUGCACCGUUUUCAUUGGCGGGAAAGACAUUGGAAGUACCAAAUAUUGAUGCAAAGCCACGCAAAUCGAUUCUGAAGAACGGCAACUUGGUUAAGACCGAAAAUCGGGCAUCUAUCAUUGUCGAUGGUGUUGAAGAUCCACCGUAUACAAUUCAACAGCCAGAUGAUUUUCCUGGAUUUACACAGGUCUUGGGAGACAUUGUUGAACGCGUCGCUGUUGUUGAAACGAACCAAUUCCCGGACGACAAUCAGUCGAGUGCAGAUAAUCAACCAAAGAAGCGUGUCAGUUUGUUCAAAAAGAGCCGAAUGUCUUGAUUCGGCCGCUAAACCAACCAAUCAUUUUCUACCGCGCACACACACAUACAUACAUACAUAAAAAAAUAACGUCAUUUCUAUAAAAUUUCUAUCAACAUAUCUUCUUUAAGGAAAUCAAAUUCAUUGAUAAAGAAAAAAAAUGUCGCCUUUUUGUACGAAAAAUAUUUGCACGAAAUGGUUUCGAAAGCCGAAUCCAACAAAAAAAAUGUUAAAGAGAGCAACAAACACAGUCACAUGUUUUAUAACAAUAACGAAUAUUGAAAUUACCCAGGAUUAAUUGAUGCAAAUGAAGAUAUGUUUAUAUGCAAGCAACAAUAAAAAUUAUGAAAAAUGGAAAAAAAAAAAUUCUAAAAGUAACAUAAUAAAAUACAUAUUUUAAAAUGAAAA
Messenger RNA from Sitodiplosis mosellana (orange wheat blossom midge), 3605 nucleotides. RefSeq names its product unconventional prefoldin RPB5 interactor-like protein (gene uri). Lineage: Eukaryota; Metazoa; Arthropoda; Insecta; Diptera; Cecidomyiidae. Gene Ontology annotation, biological process: negative regulation of phosphatase activity; negative regulation of transcription by RNA polymerase II. The coding region runs from base 915 to 3218 and encodes 767 amino acids. The record is from RefSeq and is a predicted model, not a curated record. The transcript is spliced from 8 exons. Gene Ontology annotation, molecular function: phosphatase inhibitor activity; transcription corepressor activity; chromatin binding.